This is a messenger RNA of Cynocephalus volans (Philippine flying lemur), 3552 nucleotides long. RefSeq names its product syntaxin binding protein 1 (gene STXBP1). Bases 1 to 1743 code for a protein of 580 amino acids. The transcript is spliced from 18 exons. Gene Ontology annotation, biological process: neurotransmitter secretion; vesicle-mediated transport; intracellular protein transport. Gene Ontology annotation, molecular function: syntaxin-1 binding. NCBI's taxonomy places the organism in Eukaryota, Metazoa, Chordata, Mammalia, Dermoptera, Cynocephalidae. Gene Ontology annotation, cellular component: plasma membrane; secretory granule. The record is from RefSeq and is a predicted model, not a curated record.
AUGCAUGAUGUGAUAAAGAAAGUCAAGAAGAAGGGGGAGUGGAAGGUGUUGGUGGUGGACCAGUUGAGCAUGAGGAUGCUGUCCUCCUGCUGUAAGAUGACAGACAUCAUGACUGAGGGGAUCACAAUUGUGGAAGAUAUCAACAAGCGCAGGGAACCACUCCCGAGCCUGGAGGCAGUGUAUCUCAUCACUCCAUCUGAGAAGUCUGUCCACUCUCUCAUCAAUGACUUUAAGGACCCACCGACUGCUAAGUAUCGGGCUGCACAUGUCUUCUUCACUGACUCUUGUCCAGAUGCCCUGUUUAAUGAGCUGGUAAAAUCUCGAGCAGCUAAAGUCAUCAAAACUCUGACGGAAAUCAACAUUGCAUUUCUGCCGUAUGAAUCCCAGGUGUAUUCCUUGGACUCUGCUGACUCAUUCCAAAGCUUCUACAGUCCCCACAAGGCUCAGAUGAAGAAUCCUAUACUGGAGCGUCUGGCAGAGCAGAUUGCAACUCUGUGUGCCACCCUGAAGGAGUACCCAGCUGUGCGGUAUCGGGGGGAAUACAAGGACAAUGCCUUGCUGGCUCAGCUAAUCCAGGACAAGCUUGAUGCCUAUAAAGCUGAUGACCCAACAAUGGGGGAGGGCCCAGACAAGGCGCGCUCCCAGCUCCUGAUCCUGGACCGUGGCUUUGACCCCAGCUCCCCUGUGCUCCAUGAACUGACUUUUCAGGCUAUGAGUUAUGAUCUGUUGCCUAUUGAAAAUGAUGUGUACAAGUAUGAGACAAGCGGCAUUGGGGAGGCACGGAUUAAGGAGGUGCUCCUGGACGAGGAUGACGACCUGUGGAUAGCGCUGCGCCACAAGCACAUUGCUGAGGUGUCCCAGGAAGUCACCCGGUCUCUGAAAGAUUUUUCUUCUAGCAAGAGAAUGAACACUGGAGAGAAGACCACCAUGCGGGACCUGUCCCAGAUGCUGAAGAAGAUGCCCCAGUACCAGAAAGAGCUCAGCAAGUAUUCCACCCAUCUACACCUUGCUGAGGACUGUAUGAAGCAUUACCAAGGCACCGUAGAUAAGCUCUGCCGAGUGGAGCAGGAUCUGGCCAUGGGUACUGACGCCGAGGGAGAGAAGAUCAAGGAUCCCAUGCGAGCCAUCGUCCCCAUUCUGCUGGAUGCCAACGUCAGCACUUAUGACAAAAUCCGCAUCAUCCUUCUCUACAUCUUUUUGAAGAAUGGCAUCACCGAGGAAAACCUGAACAAACUGAUCCAGCAUGCCCAGAUUCCCCCGGAGGACAGUGAGAUCAUCACCAACAUGGCUCACCUCGGUGUGCCCAUCGUCACAGAUUCCACACUGCGUCGCAGGAGCAAGCCAGAGCGGAAGGAGCGCAUCAGCGAGCAGACCUACCAGCUCUCCCGAUGGACCCCAAUUAUUAAAGACAUCAUGGAGGACACUAUUGAGGACAAACUUGACACCAAACACUAUCCUUACAUCUCUACGCGCUCCUCUGCCUCCUUUAGUACCACUGCUGUCAGCGCCCGCUAUGGGCACUGGCAUAAGAAUAAGGCCCCAGGGGAGUACCGCAGCGGCCCCCGCCUCAUUAUUUUCAUCCUUGGGGGUGUGAGCCUGAAUGAGAUGCGCUGUGCAUAUGAGGUGACCCAAGCCAAUGGCAAGUGGGAGGUGCUGAUAGGAUCCACGCACAUUCUCACCCCCCAGAAACUGCUGGACACACUGAAGAAACUGAAUAAAACAGAUGAAGAAAUAAGCAGUUAAAAAAAUAAGCUGCCCCUCCACACACAACCCUUCUUCCCACAGUGCUCUGCAGCUCCUGCGCCGCCAGGCACAUGGUUACUUUGCCGACUUUCCGUCCGUCGCCUCCCCAGCUCUGCACGCCCUGGCCGGCACUGUCGCCACUGUGUUCUCGUGCUUAGUGAUGCCCUCUUCUUGUUUGAGACAAAAGAAAAUAAUGCAUUGUGUUUUUUAAAAAGUAUCUUCUAUAUGUAAACUAAAAGAAGAAGCUCAUGUGCAAGCAUCAUGCUGCAGAAGUCUUUGAACUGUUUGGAAUGAAUGGACGCCUUCUACCCCUUAUGUAUGAUUCUGUGACCUUGUACAUAACCCUAUGCAACGUGUGCAAAUGGCUUGAGUAUGGAAAGGCAGAAGUUUGGGUGUUUUUAAAAACUUGUUUUGGGUUGUUCUUGUAGGGAAUCAUAGAGAUGUCUGUGUUCUUGGAGUAUUUCACACUGAGGAUUAAUCUGUUGCCUUCACUCCAGCUCCUACCCCUUGGGGCCAGCCCUCGUCUAGAUAAGCCAGGAAGUGACAAUCAGGGGAUGUCUCCUGAGGUCUGAGGAGGAGCAGGCCUCUGUGCAUUUCCCAGUGGCUCAUGCCCCAGUGGGGUGGCUGUGGGUGGGGCUAGCAGUAUCCGUGUAAAGCCAGACUAGCAUCCUAUCCACAGCCUGUCACUGCUGCUUCCCUGGCUGGUGCCCACAGUGCUGGGAUCCUGAGGGAAAUCCUUCUCCUCAGUCAUGGCACCCAGUCAUGGACAAGUGGAGAGCAAAGCCCCGCCUGGGAGAAGCAGUCCGGCGUGAUCUUACUGACCAGAGCCCUUCCUUCCCCUCCAUCACCCCAACAGCUCAUUCUCUUUAGUCGGGUCACCCUAGGGAGAGUUCAAGGGCCAGCAGUGGGUUGGAACAGAUGGGUUCUGGAGGCUCUGGUCAAGGGGCCCUCUGCUGUAGAGAAGGGCACUUGGCCUGAAGAAUAGCCCAUUGGAUCCAUACAGACUCUGUACUCCCCCAGCAAACAACUUUUGCUAGAUUAUCCUCAGUUUAAGAUACUUCCUAAUUCUUUAUUUUGUGUAUUAUGAGGUUAUAUGUCAUUGUGCUUGUAAGAGAAAAUGAACAAUUUGUUCUCUGUGUAAAAAUUCAGCUGUAAAAACUUAGCUGUAAAGCAAAAAUUAAAGCAGCAAGUGCAGGAAGGGUGCCCCACCAUCCGCAGGACUCAGCAGUUCUUGCUCUCCAGUGGUGAGCACACCAUUUGUUCUGCUGCUGUUGUCAUGAAAUAUAAUGACAGUGGAAGUCACAAAAAUGUCCCUUGCCCAGCCCCCCCGCCGCCCUUUAACCCCCACAGAUUGUGUGUAUAUUACUGUGUCUCGUGACGUCGUUGCAAACGUGUGGUGUAUGCUAGUUCCGCGCGGCCCUGCCCGCUAGAUGCAUUGUGGUGUUCCCUUCUCAAGGCUUUGAAAUCUGCCCUUUGCACUCAGACUAGUUUUCAGGUCUCUGCUCUCUGUGUCCCUUCUCCCCCUUAAUAUAUCUUAUUUCCUUAGGACAGAACUAUAAGUACUUGCAUUGGUUUGUUUCUUACUGUCACUGCCUGUUUUGUUCCCUCCCUCUGACCAAACUACGCUCAUGCUUCAGGACCUUGUUUGUUGAACACGUUGGUUUUCUUUUCUGUUAUUUAUAUUAAAAUAAUUUACAAAGAGGAUAUUUUAAAAAGGUUAGUCUGUCUUGAAACUUGUUUACCUUAAAAUUAUCAGAAUCUCAGUGUUUGAAAGUAUUGAAGCACAAACAUGUAUCAUCUCUGUACCAU